UGAGCCUCCCCAACACCCCCACCCCCUCCGCCCUGAGAGCAUUAUUGAUCUGAAGGGUAAAUGUGGAGGGAGCCACAGAGAGGGUCCAGGCGUUUCUGAGAAGAGAGGCUGACUCUUCCAGGAACAAAGUGGUGUCUGCUGGCUGCCUGGCCUGGGAAUCUUCUGUGAAUUAAAGGGGACAAAAUGCGCGGUCGUGGUUCGCUACAGUGAUUGAGAAGAGGGAAGAGACAGAGAGGCAGAGGGAGAAGUCGCACCUUGGAGCGAGGCUGUGUUGUUUCAUCCCGCUGCUGCCCUUUCUCCGUUGCUGUUCCUGUGCUGCGUCUGCUCUCAGCCAUCAGCACAAUUACCUGACUGGUCCUUUGUACGGAGGAUUGUAAUGACGUUGGAAAACAAGCGAAGUCUGGGGUAUUGAGAGAAUGGUAGCCUUUUUAAAGACAGCGAGGAGCUUGGCAUAAACAGAGGCAAAGGAGAAGAGCACGCUGCCACUCUGUGGGUGUUGAUUGAAAACUUCGAUCUCCUCACCCAUUUAUGGUUGAUCUAAAGGAUUUCUCACUUGAUCACCGAGAGUAUUUCAAUUAAGGUCUCCUUAGAUGGAAUGUCAUAAACCAGAAACUUCCAAAGCAUCAAUGUGUGAAUUACUGUCACUGCACUAAAACAGAAAGCUCAGUGGUCACAGACACUUCAACCCUGGAUCCCACCAUUCUACAUUAAGUACUGGAGUAUUUAUUACUCUUCUGUAGAAGAAAGACUUUGCCAAUGCUUACAAGGAACUCUUUAUACCUGCUUCUCUGGAUCCUGUUUGAUGGAGGUCUCCUAACACCACUGCAGCCACAGCCACAACAAACUUUAGCCACAGAACCAAAAGACAAUGUUAUCCACCUUCUGGGGAGACGGUCCCAUUUCCAACGAGUUAAACGUGGCUGGGUAUGGAAUCAGUUUUUUGUGCUGGAAGAGUACAUGGGAUCCGAACCUCAAUAUGUGGGAAAGUUACACUCUGACCUGGACAAGGGAGAAGGCACUGUUAAAUACACGCUCUCUGGAGAUGGUGCUGGCACUGUUUUCACGAUUGAUGAAACUACAGGAGACAUUCAUGCAAUAAGAAGCCUGGAUAGAGAAGAAAAACCUUUCUACACUCUUCGUGCUCAGGCAGUGGACAUAGAAACCAGGAAGCCACUGGAGCCCGAAUCAGAGUUCAUCAUUAAAGUGCAGGAUAUUAACGAUAAUGAGCCAAAGUUUUUGGAUGGACCAUAUGUUGCUAGUGUUCCAGAAAUGUCUCCUGUGGGUGCAUAUGUGCUACAGGUCAAGGCCACAGAUGCAGAUGACCCCACCUAUGGAAACAGUGCCAGAGUUGUUUACAGCAUCCUUCAGGGGCAGCCUUAUUUCUCCAUUGAUCCCAAAACAGGUGUCAUUAGAACAGCAUUGCCAAACAUGGACAGAGAAGUCAAGGAGCAGUACCAGGUCCUCAUUCAAGCGAAGGACAUGGGAGGACAGCUCGGAGGACUCGCUGGAACUACCAUUGUCAACAUCACCCUUACUGAUGUCAAUGACAACCCACCUCGAUUCCCAAAAAGCAUCUUCCAUCUAAAAGUUCCCGAGUCCUCCCCUGUUGGCUCAGCUAUUGGAAGAAUAAGAGCAGUAGAUCCUGAUUUUGGAAAAAAUGCAGAAAUUGAAUACAACAUUGUCCCAGGAGAUGGGGGAAAUUUGUUUGACAUUGUCACAGAUGAGGAUACACAAGAAGGAAUCAUCAAAUUGAAAAAGCCAUUAGAUUUUGAAACAAAGAAGGCAUAUACUUUUAAAGUAGAGGCCUCCAACCUUCACCUUGACCACCGCUUUCACUCAGCUGGGCCAUUUAAAGAUACUGCUACGGUAAAAAUAAGCGUGCUGGAUGUGGACGAGCCGCCAGUGUUCAGCAAGCCACUUUACACCAUGGAGGUUUAUGAAGACACUCCUGUGGGGACCAUCAUCGGAGCUGUCACAGCACAAGACCUUGAUGUGGGCAGUAGUGCUGUUAGGUACUUCAUAGAUUGGAAGAGUGAUGGGGACAGCUACUUCACAAUAGAUGGAACGGAAGGAACCAUCGCCACUAAUGAAUUACUAGACAGAGAGAACACAGCACAGUAUAAUUUCUCAAUAAUUGCAAGUAAAGUUAGUAACCCAUCAUUAACUAGCAAAGUUAAUAUAUUAAUUAAUGUCCUAGAUGUCAAUGAAUUUCCGCCAGAAAUAUCUGUGCCAUAUGAGACAGCUGUGUGUGAAAAUGCCAAACCAGGACAGAUCAUUCAGAUAGUCGGUGCUGUAGAUCGAGAUCUCUCACCUGCUGGGCAGCAAUUCUCCUUUAGAUUAGCACCAGAAGCUGUCAUCAAACCAAAUUUUACAGUUCAUGACUUCAGAAACAACACAGCUGGAAUCGAAACCCGGAGAAAUGGCUACAGCCGCAGGCAACAAGAAUUGUAUUUCCUUCCUAUUGUUAUAGAAGACAGCAGUUACCCUGUCCAAAGCAGCACGAAUACAAUGACAAUUCGUGUUUGUAGAUGUGACUCUGAUGGAACCAUCCUGUCUUGCAACGUGGAAGCAAUUUUUCUACCUGUAGGACUUAGCACCGGAGCUUUGAUUGCAAUCCUACUAUGCAUUGUUAUACUCUUAGCUAUUGUUGUGCUGUAUGUAGCACUGAGGAGGCAGAAGAAGAAAGACACCCUUAUGACCUCCAAAGAAGACAUCAGAGACAAUGUUAUCCAUUAUGAUGAUGAAGGAGGUGGGGAGGAGGACACCCAAGCCUUUGACAUUGGGGCUCUGAGAAAUCCGAAGGUGAUCGAAGAGAACAAAAUUCGCAGAGAUAUAAAACCAGACUCCUUCUGUUUACCUCGUCAGAGACCACAAGUGGAAGACAACACAGACAUAAGGGAUUUUAUUCACCAAAGGCUACAGGAAAAUGAUGCAGAUCCAGCUGCACCCCCAUAUGAUUCCUUGGCCACUUAUGCUUAUGAGGGGAAUGGGUCAGUGGCUGAGUCACUCAGCUCCAUAGACUCUCUCACCUCAGAGGCUGACCAGGACUAUGAUUAUCUAUCAGACUGGGGACCCCGCUUUAAGGUCUUGGCAGACAUGUUUGGAGAAGAAGAGAGUUACAACCCUGACAAUGUUACCUAGGGGAGAAGGAAAGGCUGAUACAUAUCUAAAGGAGAAAGUUUUGAGAAAAAUAACACAAAUUACACACACACACACACACACACACACAAACACACACACACACAGAUUUUGCAGGACAAGACUUUUUUGAUUAUCCAGUUUCUAACAAGUUGCUCUAUUUAUCAUAUUGUCAUUUUGGUUUACUCUGUAGACAAAAGAUAAAUCUUAUAAUAUGUACUUGCUUUGUUCUGUUUUGUUAUUUGGGAAACCCAUCGAGAUGAGCUCAGGCCUAUUAAAUGCAAUUCACUGACAUGACAACCUAGAAUGAAGAUAGCUAUGUGGCGUCACAGUGGAAGAGUGUGCGAUUUUUCUUAAUUCCACUAAAGUGCCUAUUGAAACUCUUAUCAUUAUAGUGGUGUUCAUAACACUCUGCUGUGAUGGCUUUGCAGGAGUCAGAAAUAAGAAGGAACAAAGCAGACAGUGUCUCUAUGUCAAGGAGCAAUAGUGACAAGCUGAUUCUCAUUUCUUUCAAGAACAGAGAAGAAUAAUUCCCAAGCUCCAUCUUCUUAUACGGCAAUGCUUUUCCUUUUGUAAACUGUAAACUAAAAACAAUGCUUUUACUAUUCUUUCAGAAACUGGAAUAAAAGAGACAUUAUUAAAUUCAAUAUGUAAGUUAUGAAUUCUGAGAGAAAUGCUUGAGUCAUAGCAUUAGUUCAUGUAAACAAUGUUAAUUAAGCUGUUAGUUUUUCCAAAAUAACUAAAUAAACUUAUACAGAAGGAAAUAAAAAGAAUCCCUCUUUAUAAAGAGAGGCCUCAGGGCUCAAAUUCCAACAUCAAGUCAAUAUCGGUUUGUUUAAUUCUAUACUGGCGUAUAGACAUUGUUUUUUAACAAAUCAUUGAGUCAUUUAAGCUUUCAGUCAUAGACAAAAUUUCAGCUUGUGUUUCUGCUGAAUUUUGGGACAGGAAAUAUGCUAUUAAUUUAACCAUGAGAAAAAUUUAACAUUGUGAUUCUCAGAGUUUCUCUCUGAGAAUCUCUAGUGGUAAUUUGAUGAAUGAUUCAAACAAAAUACAUAUCAAAUAUUGCAAUUUAUAAUGAGCAUAUAUGUUUAUUCUAUACUACUGAACAAAUAAGUCAGGGAACCUCAAAAAUAAAACCAAUGACUAAAUCCCAAAGGGAGCAAAACUUCAAUGCCAGGCAGCUGAUUCACUUUCUCUCAUGAUGUGAAUUUUAACUUUGUGAAGUCAGUUAUUAUAUCAGCCCAGCGUCACCUCUUUAUUAUCUCAUUUACACAAACCCUCAUGGAAAUUACUCCUCAUAACUCUUUAAAUAAAACUUCUCCAGUUCAUGGAAAUGCCUAAGAAAUGAUGGAAUUUGUGACUAUAUUAGUAAUAUACAUAGUUCAAAUCAAUUCCAUUUGGAUUAAAAAUCAUUUAGAGAUUCACAGGAUACAACACUUACAAAUCAACCAUAAAGUAACGAUGUAGUUAAAACAAUUAACAACUUUUACCUAUAGGUUGGAAAAAUUAAAGUGAAAGAGUUGUUUAUCACAUAUGGAUAGUAUCUGGUUUUAUGAUAAAUUUCUGUGAAUAUCAUUAUUAUUUGUGAGGCUAUGAAGAUAAAAACUCACACUAUAAAAUCUAAGAAAUUUACAAAAUUAAACAACUUAAUUUUAGGCAUAUUCUAAAAUGCAUAUUUUAAAUUACUUAUUGUGUGGAAAUAUGCGCCCUGUUUCUUUGUCCACCAUUUUGUAGACUGUUUUCUCCCUUUUGGAAUGGGAGAUUUAACCUUCGUUUUUCAGUCAGUCCUCCAUAAUUCUCGUUUCAAUUUUCAUGUAAAAAACAAUUAUAUUCAGUAUUUUACAUUUGAGAAAAAUAACUGUUUUAUAAAUCUUAGAAUUGCCAUGCUAGAGAAGAAAAAUUUGAUAAGACUUGUUUUUUAAUCUCACUAUGUAUGGAGAAUGUCUUCUUGAAGAAGGUUAAUAUUCAAGACCACACCCUAUUACAAUCUGACUCUUGUCAAAGACUAUUACACCUGAUAUGUUGACAGGAAAGAAAAUGGCCUUUUCGAGAAGUUGCUAAGCAGAAGCCAUGAUGACCUGAAGAUUUGAGAGGCAGAUGGCUUCAAUCACACGCCUAAGAAGAUAGAAAAAUAUGCAAUGUGUGGCUCUUAGGUCUCACCACACUCAUAUCUUCGUAAUUUCCUACAUUACUUCAUUAGCUCAAAAGAAAUGAUCAUAGAAAAAGUGGUUUUAAACAGUAGCAGUUUAUAUCCACAGCUCUGGUGGCAGGUUUCCUCUGACCAUCUUCCCCUCUUCAUGGAGAAGACCACAUUUUUUCACCACUGGGUCUCAUUUUGUGCUUGUUUCUGUUUCUCUUCUCACAAGGGCACUCUUUGUAUGAGAGCAGUAUCUUCCCAGAGGACCUCUAUUUACCUUGUUUAAUAAUAAUGGCCUUACCACCAAAUCCUAUUUGAACUGGGACUACAGCAUGUGGAUUCAUGCAAUCCCAAUCUGAAGAUACUAUCAAUGUUUAUUUUCUAAAUAGCAUCUCACUUACAAGAACCAAUAAAGGAAACAAACAUAAACAAGCAGAAUGUUAAAAAAUAAUAUAUGAUGUGGAAAGGAGAUCCUUUGGUGCUUAUAAUUAGAGGAACUAUGAUAGCUUUAGGCUACUGAAAGGACUAAGCCCAGUAUUUCAAUACCUGUAAUACCUUGGGAUGUUUUUCAUUCAUAAGACAGGUGUUGACCGUCAUUCAAGCAUUAAGCAAUAUAAAAAUGUUUAAAAUUUGUAUGAAUGAUUUAGCUAUAAACAAACAGCAAUUUUGUUAUUGGCUUGCAUGUCUAUCUUUAUAGAGCUACAUACAUAUGUACAUAUAUAUAACUUAUAUGUUGCCUUCAAUGCUACUCAAAGAAAUGUAUAGUCAGCAUCCAAAAAGUGAAGCAGUGUUCAUUGACGUACUAGAAAUGAUCUGUGUAUGUUGAACUUUAACCCGUUUUGACUCAAAAUGUCCUAUGGAUCAAAUUCCUUGCCUUUCUUUUAUUUUCUUUAGUAAAACCAGUUUCAUAUAUUCAGUGUUGUGGACAAUUAAUCUGAAAUUUUCUUGUCAUUAAAUUACAGCAAUGGUUGAAAUAUAUCAAAUAGCUUACCUACAGGCUAUGCUAAUUUAAACAUGCAUAGUACAUCAUUAUAAGUCGUAGUACAUAAAUUUUUGAAUCAUGUAGGGAUUUGACUGAUCUUUUAUCAAAAUCACUAGUUCUACUUAGAAAACCCCACGACUACUUUUCAUCAAUAUACCUGAAUAUUCUUCUGUGAAAUCAAGAGAAAAAGAAGUGUACAGGAUGAGAGAAAAAUGAUCCUAAAUUAGAUAUAGUGUGAGGAUGUUCUCUUCCCUUAAAUAUUAUGCUAAAAUUUCAAUACCUGUAGAGAAUAUGGGAUCGGUAUGCAACACCAUGAUGCAGUAAUUAAUGUGCACAAGCUCUGGGUUCCCUCCCAGGGCCACAAAUAUAGAAAAAUAAUAGUAAUGAUGAUGUGAUAAUGAUAAACAAUGUAAUGCAGAUGUAAAUAAGAAAACAAGGUAUUUAAGUGGAUCCCUGAUUAAACCUAUACCUAAAAACAGAGGUGUUUUAUAUUAGUAGCCUCACUAUGUUACCAGCAAACAGACUGAUUGUAUGAAAGAGAGGAUUAUUUACAUAAGAACUUCUGCUGAACCGUUUUUCUCCUUAACCUCUUAAACCUGCUAGCUAGGCUAGCCCUCCAAAAUGUAUUCAGAACCAUUGUUUCCUCAGUACCUUAAAAGCAUUUUGAGAGGAAGGGAAAUUGCUUAGCCUUAAAACUAACCUGCUGCUCUUCAAGAUGAUCUGUGUUCAUUUCCAGAACUUACAUGAAAAUGUCUCACAGCUGUCAUUAAGUCCCACACCAGGGGAUCUGAUAUCCACUUCUGAGAUUAUUUUACAUAUGCAGAUAUCAACAUGUGGAUAAACACAUAUGCACACGACUAAAAUUAAAAAAAACAAUCUUGGAAAAGUUAUUUUCUCUCAUGUCCUAUCAUAAAUUCACUGGUGAAAUAGAAGGAUGCUUUUAUCCAUCAUUAAUCAAAGGACACACAGCAUUGUGUAUGGGGCUAUUAAUCAAUGUCCUACUCUCAGUGUUAAGAAGCUUCGUAUUAAGUCAGAAUACUUUUUUUUGUCAUUCUCAUGAUUCAAUACUCAUUCAAACUUUUAGUACAGAGGGUUGGUACUCUGUGAAGUUUUCCUUUAUUCUUUCUGGUAGAUUUUGUGUUUUGUCUUUUAUGUAAUUUUAAUUCUUGUUUUUUUGCAUAUUUUGUGUUAAUAAUAAAUUGUGUUAUUUUUUACAUUUCAUUUUCACUAUAUAUAAUAUAUGUAUAUAUAUGUAUUAUAUGUUUUGUGAUGAUACUCUCAUCUAUGUCUUUUAGUUAUAAUUAUCUUCUUUACAAGAAUUUUCUGUUCAAUUUUCAGGUAUAUUUUGUUAUAUCUAUGUUCUGUUUGUUUUUGUUCUAUUUAACUAUCCGUACCAUAUGAGUUUUAUUUUGAGAUCCUUACUGUUUUAAUUCUAGCUACUUAUAAAAUUGUAUAUUCAUUUUUCUUUCCAAGUUGGAUGGGAAAACCUUGUCGAGAAAAAAAAUCAUAUUAUGUUAGACUUUCCUUAAAACAUAUCUUCAGCUUUAUUCCUUAUUUCAAUUAUGUGCUAUGCUCAAAAUAUCUAGGUUAUAAAGUAUUGGAUUCCCCUGUGACAAUCUAAGCUAAUAGACUUGAGACUUCUCUGUUUCAAAACCCACUGCCUAUGUUCAACGUCAUCUCACGAUUGGACCAUUAGCCUUCUACUCAGAUACUGCAAAUGUCUGAGUGUACUAUGGAAUAUGUGACACUUGGCUUAGUGUCAUCAUAAAAUCAUCGACAGACACACACACAUCCAUGUAUAUGUGAUAUGCAAUUGUAUAAAGCAUUGUUUUGUAAAACACAUUUUUUAUCAUUUAAACUGGUACCAUUGUAGUCUACCACAAAAUAGAGGUACACACAAAUAUAAACAAAGUCUGGAAAACAUUCUGAUUUUCUGACCUUUUUGACAAGCACUUCGUCUGUUGUAUUAGAACAACUGCAUUGAACAAAUUGUUCCUGUUUAUCUAUGUAUGCAUAAUACACAUGUGACUGACUAUAUGUAAGCUGAUAUUUACUCUUGUGAAAUACCACUGAAUUUCUUCAUUGAUUUUUCUCAGAAUUUCUAGUGUCAUGGAUUUUACAGCAAUCAAUCUGAUUGGCAAGUUUAUUAAAGGUUCUUGAAAUUACCUAGGAUUAUAAGUUCAUUCUCAUCUGUAUAGCUUUAUUAAAAGCGAAGAAAUAUGGUUCAAAAAAUUCCCACACAACUUGAUUAAGAGAAAGAAAGAAUAAACAAGGGAUAAAAUCCGUUUUAGUGUGAAGACAUAAAUAAAUAUAAUUUCAAUAUC
This is a messenger RNA of Rattus norvegicus (Norway rat), 8581 nucleotides long. RefSeq names its product cadherin 12 (gene Cdh12). The record is from RefSeq and is a predicted model, not a curated record. Gene Ontology annotation, molecular function: calcium ion binding. Gene Ontology annotation, cellular component: membrane; plasma membrane. NCBI's taxonomy places the organism in Eukaryota, Metazoa, Chordata, Mammalia, Rodentia, Muridae. Gene Ontology annotation, biological process: homophilic cell-cell adhesion; cell-cell adhesion; cell adhesion.